AUGCGGCGCCCGCCGAGGCUUGGGGGCUUCGGUGGUCUGCGGCUGCUUGUUGGCCUCCUCCUGCUAAACAGCAGCCCUGGGGACUGCGGCGACGUUGAUGGCCAGGGCCAAGUGGGAGUGGGACAGCUCUGGUCUCUCCAAGGGCUCACCGCUCCAGUCUUCCGGCACGUGCAAGUUGUACUCCAGCAGAUCAUACCUCAUGGUCUGUUCUGGAAGAAUGACAUCACCCAGGAUGUGAUGACCCAAAAGAUGGGACACAUCAGCAGACUCUACCCCCAAGAUUCAUGUAUGAGAGACGGGAAGGCAGUCUUCCCCACUAAAACCAAUGGGGUGAGAGGCAAGAAAGAGGAUAAACUUCAACUCCUAUUCCCCAAGAGCCCAGUAGCCAAGAUGAACAAAGAUCAAUGCUUUACCUCCAAUGUAGUUUCAAAGACCUUGAAAAGAGAGGCAGCGCACCCUGCCAAGGGCUUCUUCGAGCCACUCCCCACUGUAGGCCACAACCUGGUCGCUGACUGAGACCUCAUGAGACAUCUCCCCACUCCAGGCCUUCCCAGGGAACAGUUCUCAGCCAACCCACAUCUGGAUCAUUAAAGUGAAAUUUCAUG
Ochotona curzoniae (black-lipped pika) is the source of this 605-nucleotide messenger RNA. RefSeq names its product regulated endocrine specific protein 18 (gene RESP18). Gene Ontology annotation, cellular component: endoplasmic reticulum. Lineage: Eukaryota; Metazoa; Chordata; Mammalia; Lagomorpha; Ochotonidae. The coding region runs from base 1 to 516 and encodes 171 amino acids. The transcript has 6 exons. The record is from RefSeq and is a predicted model, not a curated record.